AAGUAACGGAAUUAGCGUUACACUUGCAAACAAAAUUCUUUCAAAUAUUUUAUGAAGUCUCUCGAAACAAUUUCAUUAAAUUUUUUCGUUUUUUCAAAAGCAAUUAAAGAAAAAAGUGGGUGUUUGCAAGCGUAAUAUGGGUGACAGUGUUGAAGGGGUUGCGCUUAUUCGUCGUUGCCGCUUCGUUUUCGCCAGCUGCAUUGUGGUGUCUUAGCUUACGAACGUUCGUGUGCAUGCGAAACCGUUAGUCAGCGUCCAGUAUGAGAGUCGUUUGUCGGUUUUUCGGUUUUCGGCGCAACACAAUCUAUGUAUUUGAGGCUUAACUAGUUCAGUGCGAGAUGUCGGCAUAACAGAACGUCAAAUAAUCAAUCAGCCAGUCAGUGAGUCAGUUAGUCAGUGAGCCAGCAAGACCGCGUUGAAAAGUCCGUGUGACAGUGAGUUGGUGUGUCAGUUGCCGCCGAAAAGCCAAGCCAGUUAAGCUAAGUAGCAGAGUAGCCUGCGUGGCCGAGUCCAAUUAUUGUACCUGUGUAUGAGACGUGCCCCGAUUUGUGAUUUUAUUUCGAAGUGACAAAGUUUUGCUUCACACCCAUUAACUGCGUGUUUUAAGUGAACUCUUAAAAAAACAAAAACGAAAACAAAUAAUAGUAAUCAGCAAGCAAAAUAACAUAGCAAAAAGCAAUACGGUAAUAAUUAAAAUAAUAAAAUAAUUGAAACUAACCGAAAGUAUCAACUAUUAACCAAAACAAUUUAACUAAAAGUUCUUUUAGCGAACUACAUUCGAAACUAAACGCGUAGCGAACAACAACAAUAGUUCUGUUUUUAAUCCUCACCAACAGUUUUUUGUUAAUCUCGUUGUUGUUGUGAAUAAAUCGAUAAUUGUAUAAUAUCAAAACCACAAAAAGCAAAAAAAAAAAAAGAAACAAGAAAAAUGUCACCACUAAUGGAACGAACACUGCUGCUCUUGGGCAUCCUUUGCUGUUUACAAGCAACCACUGCGCUGAUGUGUUACGACUGUAAUAGCGCCUACGAUCCCAAUUGCGGUGAUCCGUUCGAACCCUAUACCUUGGGUAAGGUGAACUGCACCCAGCAGGAGGUUAAGGAACAUCUUAAGGACAAAUACACCAAACCUAUGCUCUGCCGUAAGACAACACAAAAGGUUUAUGGCAAGGUGCGCGUGGUGCGCGGUUGCGGCUACAUACCCGAUAAGAGCGAUGAUGGCUUGUGCAUGAAACGCUCCGGCACACAUGACGUGCAGGCAAUCUAUUGUGCGUGCACAUCUGAGCUGUGCAAUCAUGCCGCCUCCACAUUGUAUCAGAACAACAAUCAUCCCAUACUAUCGGCAUUACCCUAUACAUUAGCAGCGUUCUUUGUUUGGUUUGCCACAUUUUCGAGUCAUUUCAAUAUCAAUGCUUUUGGUGCUGUGCAAAUUUCAUAAAUAGUACGAGAUAUACAGAAGCCUACACGCAUAUAUAGUAGAAAUAAAUAAGCAUAUACAUACAUACAAGCAUACAUGCAUACAUACAUACAUAUGAUAGAUGUGUAUAUGUGUAUUAAGGAAAUGAAGUCGCGAAGUUUUCAUUUUACCACUUUAAGUUUGGAAAGUCAUAACAGAGUCAUACACACACACACACACCCUAGAACACACACACACACACACACACAUGCAUUGCAUAAUUCAAGCGAAAUAGAGCAAACAAAACGCAAGUAAAAGCAGAAGUUGAUUGGGAAUAAAGAAAGAAAAGGAAAGCGCAACCAACACUUAACGGUUAAAAAUAGCAUGGAACAAAAGCUAACGGAUGUUAAAGCAGUUUAAAGGAGAGCGACGCAGCCUAGCUGAAGUAGCAUGUGUUGCAUAAGCAGACAAAUGAAAUCAGCACACUUGAGAUUGCAUAACCACAUUCAAGCUAAAAUAAAGAAAUAAACUAAAUUAAUAGCAAUUAAUACGAAAAACAGCGAUUUGUUCAACUAAAACCGAAAGCAAGCAUCUUUACUGUAUAUGUUGCCCCUAAAAGUAUGCUAAUAAAAAUAUUUUUCGUUCGAAGACAAUGCAAUUGACAAGGCCGGAAAAAAUUGCUGUUGAAAGCAGGUUAUGUUACAAUUAAGGCAAACCACGCGAAUAAAUGUGCGCGCCAGCGCUGCUGCGUAUGUAUGUGGCUGUUAUUAAACAAUACGCAUACAUAUAUAUGUAUAUACAUAAUUAACUUACUUAUACAAAUAUGUCAUUUAAGUUAUUAGGAAGAUAACAAAAACAAAAACAUUAGAAAAAAAAUCAAAUACAAGGAAAACAAAAACAACUGCCGUCACAUGUCUUGCGAAGAAGUAUUCGAAAUUUUUAAUAAUAGUUUCACAGUGUAUAUAUGUAUGUAUGUAUACUAUAGUGCUAAAUGUAACCAACACAUGCUGACACUAACGACGUACGUCAUAAAUAUCUAACUGCGUAUGAAAGUGUAAAGUGUUAUGUAGUAGUUGCUUUGUAAAAAAAAGUUAAAUUAGAAGAAUUAUAAAUUUUUUUAAAUACUUCACAUGAAAUUGUGUUUGCAGCGUUAUUGAAGCAGGAUAUGGUGCUUAAGGAGUCAUAUCCACUUGCAAGUAAGAAAAAAAAGAGUUUUUUUGUGUAUUUUGUUUAGAGAGGCAUUUAAUUAAAUAAACUAAUUAAAAUAUUGUACAUUAACGGAAUUUAAUGUACCUUAAUAAGCGGUUAUCAAUUUUGAAAUUUUUUUUUCUCUUGAACCCGUCGUUGAUCUCCAAGAGAACAUCCGAAAAAGCUGUCUGGCGCUGAGGAAGAUUUUGCUGCUUAAAAUUAUCCAAAGUUCAAGAAUCAAAGAAAAAAUAUUAUUACAAUAAAUGAAUGCAGUUAAUGAUGGCAGGAAUGGUGAAAAUUUUGAUUUUUGAAAAAUUGGUGGUUUCUUUAAAAAUAUAUUUUUUUUUAAACUCACUUCGAAGUGUCUAAAAAAUCGAAAUUAUCAUCAAAAAUCUCAUUACUUCGAUUAUUAUAUAGUAAAAUAUAUAAAUAAUAUAUCUUGAAAGGUCAUGUAAUCGACUACAAGUCGGUCGAUCUAGCCGUUUUGGAGAAAUUUUCCGCACCAACUCUGAAAAAGUCUCUUUUGGUGAAAUAAUUUACACUUCAGAGUAGUUUAAAGAUCGAUUAUUUAUUAUAAACAUCUUAUUCCUUCCACCAUUAUAUAGUAAAAUAUAUAAGUAAUAUAUCUUGAAAGGUUAUGUGAGACCACAAAUCGGUCAAUCUCGCCGUUUUAGAGAAAUUUUCCUUACCAACUCUGAAAGUAGCAUCUCGCGAAAACGCGUUUAAAGUUUUGGCUGCCGAUUAUUACAAAUACGCUCAUAUCUCCUGAACUAUUUUCCAAAUCAAUAAUAAAUUUUCGAAAAUACCCUCAAAUAUCUGUACCUUCGAUAACUAUGCAAAAAAUUUAUGCAUAAAAAAGUCGAUUUUUUUCAGAUUCACAAGUGGAUAUAACCCCUUAAAACCGAGUUGUUGUUGAAAAAUGCAAGAAAAGUGUACGCAAACUUCUUAAAUACUUUAUAAAUAGUGUGUGUUAUAACGUACAGUAUUUUCUAUACAACGCCACCACGUUGGAAACACUAAGCUGCCAACCACUGUUGUAUAGUCUUAACAUAACAUUGAGAUGUUACUUUAACAGUUGCAAGUAAAUAAGAAAUACUUAAAAUAACUGCAUAUAAAAUGUAACUUAACAAAAAUGCAUUAUGAGUGUUAGUAGCUAACUCGCAAUGCAACACUAGUCUCACUCAUAAGCUACAUAAUCUAACAUUUGUUUUAACAGUAAAAUAAUAUUUGCUUCUAAACACGAUUUUGCUGCAUUAUUGCAAUAGUUAUAGCAACAUAGUUCAUAUAUGCCUUAGUUUUUAGCUAUACUUCCAUUAUUUGCAUACUAUAUAACAGUUAAAUACUGUAAUAUUUUGGCAGAAUCACACAGAGUUGGCGUUUACACAUGCAGCUGUAUGUGACACUACUAAAAGGCAGUCCUUAUGGUAAGGCAACAGUAUAAGAACAGUUAAGCGUAAAAAAUUUGUAAAUUUAGCAAAUGUAAUAAAUAAAUCACUUAAAAAAUAUAGGGACUUAAUGAUUUAAAGCAGCUAACUACCAUAUAAAGCCCAAAAACACUAGUAUUCAAUGCAAAUACAACGCAUACAACAACAAAUUAUGCAAAUGCAAUUAAUUUAAAUACAUACAAAUGCGCUCCAUACUGCAAAAAACAUAUACACGCUUACAUACUUACACAGUUACAUAUGUGAAGCAUAUAAAGCUAGUGAAAUAAAUCGCCUAACAAAUUAUAUAAAAAAAUCUGUCAUGCCUACAUAAAUUUACAUAUAAACAUACACGAACUUACACAUACUCAAUAUUUAUAUUAUAUGCAUAAAACCGCAAAUUUUGUCCAGAAAAAAAUUCAAAUAUUAAAAAUAAAAAAUAACUGUCAUAAAGCAAUUAAAAACGUAUAUAAUUUAGUACGCAAGCAACACGCUGCGUAAUGAAAGUGAACAUGAACCUUUAUUAAUUUCCAUAAAGAAGAACAUAAUAUAGUUAAUAUACAUACAUAUGUAUAUGUAUGUAUGUAAUGAGUAUAAGCUUAAUGAAAACAUAUAAACGAAGGUGUAUGAACAAAAUGCUGCGCAUAAUAUUAGUAUUUAUAACGACACUCAUCGAAAAACAACAACACGUACACAACUUAUUAUUACUAUACAGUGAAGCGAAAAAAAAAUAAUUAAAAGAAAAAUUCAUAAAAUUUUUUUCGGGAUUUCAAAUUUUUCCUCAAGGCAUAUAAGUACAUAGAAAUAAACUUGAAGCAAAGUACAGUUAUAAUUAUGUAUAUGAGGCUGAUUAUGUAUGUAUGUAUUAUAUCGAAAUCGCAAACUACAACUGCAAAUAUGAAAGUAAAUAGCAAUACCGUUACAUAUACAAACAAAUGCUUUGUGUUACUUACACAGUUAUAUAAGGCCAGGGUUGCAUAUAAAGCUUUUAAAAAUAAUUGAAGUAAUAUUGGAAUAUUUUUUUUUUAUUUUGUUAUGCUGAAAAUCUUGAUUAAAUAUAAAAUUAAAAUAAAAAAAAUUAAAUCCUGAGUUGGAAAAUUAAAACAAAAAUCCCAAUUUUUAAUUAAAAAUUAAAAAAAAGGUUUUGAAAUUUUAAUUUUUUGACGUUUUGCAUUUCAAUUAGUUUUAUUUUUUUUAAUCCCGAAAAUUUUUAUAAAAAUUAAUUUUCUGAUAAAAAAAACUCUGAGUUGGAAAAUUAAAAAAAUAAAUAAAUCCAAAUUUAUAAUUAAAAAAAAAAGUUUUGAAAUUUACAUUUUUUGACGAUUGAAUUUCAAUUAAUUUUAUUUUUUUUUUAAUCACGAAAAUUUUUAUAAAAAAUAAUAAAAAAAAACUCUGAGUUGGAAAAUUAAAAAAAAAUAAAUAAAUCCAAAUUUAUAAUAAAAAAUUCAAAAAUAAAAAAAAUUUUGAAAUUUUAAUUUUUUGACGUUUUGCAUUUCAAUUAAUUUUUUUUUUCGUAAUUCCGAACAUUUUGAUUAAAAGUAAUUUUCAAAUUUUUAAACUUAAUUGAGAAACUAAAAUAAAUUUUUAAUUCCAAUUACUGGAAUGAAAAUAAAAAUAAUGUUUGCUCAAAUUUAUUAUUAAAAAAAUUCUAAUAUUUUGAAAUGUCUGAUUUAAAGUAAUUUUAUUUUAUUUUGAAAAAUGCCGAAAAUUUUAUUUAAAAAUUAUUGUUAUAAAAAAAUUAUUAUUUAAAAAACAAAUUAUUAUAAAUAAAAAACAUGUUUUUUAUGUUUUUUUUUAUAAAUUUUCUUAAUUAAUAUAUUUCGCACUGAACAUAUUUGGCACAUUUUCAAUACUUUUGAGCGUGGUCGACAAAUUUACACAUUGAAACGGGUUAAUUUUUAAUUCUGAUUUUAGGAUUAAAUACGAAUUUUUAAUAAUAAAAAAUAUAAAAAAUAAUUUUUAAUUUUUUGUUUUGAAUUUUACAUUUACAAUUUUUAUAAUUCAAUAUUUAAUUUUCAAUCUUUACUUUUUAAUUUUUAGAUUUCAGCUUUUAAUUUUUAAUGAACAAUUUUUAAUUUUAAAUUUUCAAUUUUUAACUUUUAACUUUUAUUUUUCAAUUUUUAGUUUACAAAAUUUAGUUUUCAGUUUUCAGUUUUUAACUUUUUAUUUCUAUUUCUCAAUUAUUAGUUUUAAAUUAACUUUUAAUUUCUAUUUUUCAAUUUUUAGUUUUAAAUUUUUUUGCUUUAAAAUCCAAAAAUUGAAAGUAAAAAUUGAAAAUCUAAUUUUUUAUCUAAAAAUAAAAAAAAAUCGCAACCCUGCCUAGUACAUACAUUUGCAAAAAUAUACUCAUUGAUAAUGUAUUAAUAUAUUUUUGUGUUUUAUAUGAUUUCUGUUAUAGUUUAUUGUGAAUAUUUUUAUUCCGAAAAUUAAGACAAAAAAAAUCCAAAAAAUUUCAAAAUAAUUACAUAUCAUGAUUUCACUGCAGUAUUUAAUUAUUAAUUAUAUUAUGUACAAAUAUUUGCAUGUUAAAUAUAAUUUUCUCUAAAACUCCGCUUUUCCAUAAAACUUACUGUGUUAAUGCGUAUUUUUAUAUGCCGUCGAUUGAUGCAAUUUCGUAAUAAGUGCAAAUAUUUCAUGCUUUUUUAAACUACUUUAAGAUAUUCAGUGAUUUCUAAACAGUUGUGUGAUAGAAUCAUUCGCCAUUAUAUAGUUUAGAAAUUAAACUACUACUGGUUAAAAAUAAUUUCCAAUUAUUAUAAUAUACUCAAUUCAAUAAGCAAUAUAACGGUAUUACAUUGAGCAUAUCUUCUACAUAAUGAAAUUAGCGCACGACUUGAGACUUUCGCUAAUUAACGGACCUGUGAUUGGUGCUUUUUUCACAUUUUUACAGUUCAAUACAGAUUCUCGUAUCUUACCACAAGUGGUAUGCUGUUCUCGUUAACAUAAACGAUAGUUUCAGCUUAACUUUGUGACCAUAAAAAAUGUAUGUAGCAUAAUAAAAAUCAUUUAAAUUAAUUGUUAAUUACUAUAAUGAAUAUAUUAACACAGUUUAGUGCUUAUGUCAAGAACACUCACCAACGGAAGUCUUUUUACCGAAAACUUUAAGCUACUCAACACGCCUUUACACAUAAACACACCACUCACGCGCAUAUUAAACACACCCAACUCUAUUAAAAAAACAGUUAGAACAAUGUCAGUCAUUCAUAGCAGCAACAAAUCUAUUAUUAACAAAUAAUUAAAAAAUUAUACUUAAAUAAAAUGAUAAAUAAACAAAAAAAUUAAUGAAAAGGCGAGCAAUUUUGCGCAAACUUUGAAGUCGACGAAUUUGAAGGUGAAAGAAUUCUGCAAACCAACAGCAAUGUUACACCCGAUUUUUGAACAUAUAGACAAAUGUGUUGAAUUCAACUACGCUAAGUACAUGUGUUUAUCACUUUAUACAUACAUAUAUGCGUGCAAGCUAAUUAUGUAUAUACAUACAUACACAUUUGUGGGUAUACACAAAGCAAAAAUAAAACAAGAAAGAGAAACAAAAAAUUAAGAAAAAAAAAUAUUUUUAAUUUAAUAAUUAGUUAUUUACUAAAAAUACUAAAUAAACCAAAGAGGAAAUUGAAAUUAAUGUAAGCACACACAAACACAAAAUGAAAAGCAACAACAAAUAAUAAACACAUUGAAAUUGAGAAAACACAAUACGAACAGAUUAAUAUAUUUAAUAAACUUGAAAUUUAUGUAGAUAUAUGAACUAAUUUUAAAAAUUAAAAUAAAUUUAAAUUAUUAAACGAAAUGAUAAUAACAAAAAAAGAAAAAAAUUCUUCAAGAAACAACAAACACUAGCCGACAAAAACAAAAACAAAAACCAAAAAACAUAAAAUACAAUAAACAAACGAAAACUAAGCAAAACAGUAAAUAUAAUUAUAUAAAUAAGAAAUGAAAAUAAAAACAAAAAGUUAUUAAGCCUAAAGUAUAAUUAUUUCAAUAUGAAAUAGUAAAACAAAUCAUUAACUAAUUAUGUAGACGAGUGCAGCAGGCAAGUAAAACUCAGCAGUGAUGCUAAAAAAUAAUAAAGCAAGUAUGGAAAACAAAAAGUUUAGAGCGAAAGCAGAACUAUGAGAAAAUAUGAAAAAGAAACAAAAAAAAAAACAAAUAUAUAAUUCUUCACUACAUUUAGAUAAAAUAUUAUAAAUUGAUUUAUUAACGAAAGUGAGUUGAUUGCGUUAGUAAAUGCAAGCGAAUUAAUAACUAUUGCAAAAAAAAACAAAUUGACACCGUUGUUAGGCGAAAUGCCAACAACACAAUGAUGAUCUAAAUAUUACAUAAACACUGUAUACACGUUCUUUAAGUUAACACCCAUUACUAGGCAUUACUAGGCAAUCAUAUAAUGUAUUCUGCCAUACAAAAAAUACAGCACCCACAUAGCAACAGAAUGUAUGCAUAAAUAAUUUAACAUGAAAGUAAAAUAAAAAAAAUAGUAUAAAAUUGAAAUAAUUAAACAAAUAUAAAAAUAAAGUAAUAAAAAAUAUAUAAUUAAAAGCUAUAAGCUAUAAUAAUAAAAUAUAUAAACAACAGUAAACUGUUAAAAGAAACGGGCUUUGCAUUAACAACGUGAAAAAGCAGCGAAAUUUUGCAUACAGAGAAUGCGCAAUGUUACUAACAUGUGUGCAGAAGCAGCAGAGCAUGGCAAUGAACGGGCAGCGCUGACAGCAGUGAAUAACAUGUUAACAGCCCAAACGAGCAGUUAAUGCUAAUGAGUCAGUGCCAUAAUAAUAGAAAAUAUUGAAGAAAUAUUCAUUAGCAUCCGCAGCUAUUUAUUAACAUUCUCUGCAUAGGCACCAGAAAGUUGCAGCAAAGAUUGUUAAUGACUCAAUGCUAUUCUAACAGAGAAAUUAAAUCAUUUUCAUUAACUUUUUUUUGGUUACUACGUUGGCAACUGAUAAGCUGUUAAUUAACAUUUGUGCAUUUUCUGUAUUUACAAUUUGCUGUUUAAAGCAUGCAAAAGGUAAACAGCAGCAUUUACAUAACUGUCGUGCACUGCUCGUGCUGCGCUUUAUUCACUCGUGAUUCAUGUUAUUCAUACGUGUCGGUUUAUUGAGAAGUAACACGGGUUUGUUUUUUUCUAUGUGAAAUUUUCACCACUGCAAUGUUGCUGUUGUAGCAGCGUGUGUAUCGAAUGUACUUAAUUUUAUUGACAACAAAGCGUGCAAAUGCUAUUUUUAUUAAAUAAUAAAUAAUUAAUUUUAAAAUGUUUAAUUAUUAACUUAUUAAAGAAAUGUUUUCUUUAAAUAGCUGUUAAUCAUGGCUGCAGUAAUAUACAUGUGUGUAUUUAUUGAAGUUCGUGAGCCGAAUAUUUAACAGUCGUAAAUGAAGCGCAAUGAAAUGGCGAUUCCGUAGAUUGCACACUAGGCGCCAUUUUGUAAACAAAUACACUCAAAUACAUGUUUAAUAAAGGCUGAUGUAAAGAAAAUCAUUUGCUGUUUACAGAAUAAAUUCUUAAAGUUGAGCAUUUUUAAGGACACAGGCUUCACAUCUUAAAAUCUGUGCAAAUUGAUUAAAAUUUAGCUGGAGAAUGAAAUCAAAGCAUUUUAUACAUAUGUACAUACAUAUGUAUGUAUAUCCUCAACUCAAAUUAAAAUUUUUGUUCUACAAAUUUUCUUUUUGUGCAAUAAGCGGCUAUCAAAGGCUUUUGCUUCUAUAAAAAUUUAGGUUUCUCGCCUAAACAUUGAAAUUAAUUAUAAAUACAUAUGUAUGUGUAUUAAUUUUUUUUUAAAUUUUCGGAUUUACCAUAUGAACCCGGUAACAUUGAUCGAAAUGAAAUAAAAUUGAAUUGAACGUGUUGUAGCGAGCAGCACGCACAACAGCGCAUGUGUGUAACAAUAAAAGCAAGCGACAGUGGCUGCCAAAACUAAACUGUUGUAAUAAAAUAUAAGAAUUAUAUGCAUAAAUUCUAAAUGAUCGUAUGUGUUUUAACCACUAAUAUAGAAGUGAUUAAAAAUGUUUUUGGUGUACAUUAAUUUUUGCAACAAAUUACACUUGCAUAGAUUUAUAAUUUCACUUAUAUUUUUAUGUAUAAAUACAACGACUUUCUCUCAACUUAACAGCUAGCUUACAGUAUACCUGUUAACUCAAUGUUACCAUUUUGUAUUUGUCUUCAUUUCAACCAGUAUUACUUAUAUGUUGCUAAAAAUAAAAUAAAGAUGAAUAUGUGACAAGACAUUAUUGUUUAUCUCCAUGAAAUUAUAAAUAAUGCUAAACCGAAAGGAACUUUUGAAGCAACUAUUAUUGUCAUGUGGAAAAUAGUAGUUGAAAUUAACUCAAUAAAAAAUUAUGGAGUAAAUCAUGCUGUUGAUAAGUUUAUCAAUAUUUUGUUAAUGAAUUCUGAAGAAAUUGUUAUUUUCUAGUAAAUAAGUCUGUAAAGCUCCGCUUGUAGAAGAAAUCAAUAAAUAAAUUAAAUACAAAAAACCAAAA
Molecule: messenger RNA, 10461 nt
Organism: Bactrocera neohumeralis
Lineage: Eukaryota; Metazoa; Arthropoda; Insecta; Diptera; Tephritidae
Exons: 5
Coding region: 929-1435 (168 amino acids)
Biological process (GO): regulation of synaptic transmission, cholinergic; sleep; positive regulation of voltage-gated potassium channel activity
Source: RefSeq, a predicted model, not a curated record